Cotesia glomerata is the source of this 766-nucleotide messenger RNA. Its product is annotated as protein lethal(2)essential for life-like. The transcript has a single exon. NCBI's taxonomy places the organism in Eukaryota, Metazoa, Arthropoda, Insecta, Hymenoptera, Braconidae. Gene Ontology annotation, biological process: response to heat; protein refolding. Bases 140 to 748 code for a protein of 202 amino acids. The record is from RefSeq and is a predicted model, not a curated record. Gene Ontology annotation, molecular function: protein folding chaperone.
GCGACUGGCGACCGGCACAGUUGAAUUCAAGCAAGCAAACAGUAAACUUCUCUCGCAACAAGCGAAAACUCAAAGCGUUCUACGCAACUAUAAUCUCAAGUGUGAAUUUAAAUCGUGUGUUAAAUAAAAACUUACGAAGAUGGCUUUAGUACCAUUGUUGUUCUCAAACUGGUGGGAGGACCUGGAGGCUCCUCACCGUCUGCUCGACCAGGACUUCGGAUUGGGAAUGUCCCCGGACCAGCUGAUGCCACCAAGCGUCAUUGAACGUUACUUGGCACCUCGUGUGGCUGAUCGUCGUCGUCAUCCUCUGGCCUACUACCGGCCCUGGGCUGAGCUGCUCCGCAAAGCUGACUCCGGCGCCUCCACCGUAAAAGCCGACAAGGACAAGUUCCAGGUGGUCUUGGACGUCCAGCAGUUCCAGCCAGAGGAAAUCAACGUCAAGGUUGUUGACAAGUGCGUCGUCGUCGAGGCCAAGCACGAGGAGAAGCAGGACGAGCAUGGUUUCAUCUCCAGACAGUUUGUGCGCAAGUACAUGAUCCCGGAGCAGUGUGACAUCGAUCAGGUUAACUCCAGCUUGUCAUCUGACGGAGUACUUACCAUCACAGCUCCUAGAAAAGACAUUCCUAAGGUUGAGGGCGAAAGACCGAUCAAGAUCGAGCACACCGGCAAGCCGGCCAUUCGUGAGUCCUGCGAAAAAGACGCCUGCGCCAAGGAGUGCAAAAAAGACGACAAGAAAGGAAAGAAAUAAAUUUACAGUAUUUACAAA